ACCAAACUACUGUUGUGACGACUGUUGCUUUGUGAACACAUGAUUGACGCGGCCGCCAUUUUCCCGUUGGACUGCUUCCCAUUGUGGAUAAAAAUACAGACAAGCUAAACCUUUCUCACGACUUCUACCUACUUUUCCUCAAGGUGAAUCGCCAUGGCCCGUACAAAGCAGACUGCCCGUAAGUCCACUGGAGGAAAAGCUCCUCGUAAGCAGCUGGCCACAAAGGCCGCUCGUAAAAGCGCUCCCUCUACUGGAGGAGUCAAGAAGCCCCAUCGCUACAGGCCUGGCACUGUGGCUCUCCGUGAGAUCCGUCGUUAUCAGAAGUCCACUGAGCUGCUGAUCCGGAAAUUGCCGUUCCAACGUCUGGUCAGAGAAAUCGCCCAGGACUUCAAGACCGACCUGCGCUUCCAGAGCGCUGCCAUCGGGGCUCUGCAGGAGGCCAGCGAGGCUUACCUGGUGGGUCUUUUUGAGGACACCAACCUGUGUGCGAUCCACGCCAAGCGUGUGACCAUCAUGCCCAAAGACAUCCAGCUGGCCCGUCGUAUCCGUGGAGAGCGCGCUUAAAUUUUCCUCCCCCUGACCUCCCCCCCUCCCUUUACCUGUUUUAGAAGUGUUUCAAAAAGAUGAUUAAAAUUAUGAGGAAAGCAAAGAGACCUCAUGUAUCUCGUUUGCGUUGUGCUGAUGUUUUAGGGGAGUUUUAGAGCUUUAGAGUAGAUAUGAAGAGGAGCAGAGGUAAUGGUGCUACUCAAACUUACCUCCAUGACUUUUACACAGUGUCCAGACUGGAUUCUGUGCAUUCUGUUGUGGUUCAGUGUGUGCUUUUGUUUUGCUAUUACCAUGCAUGUAAAGCCAUAUUUUAAAUUUGACUAAAUAUUAUAAGCAAAAUAAAAAGGAAUCAAAUGAGAAGUAGUUUAAUUUGGUUUUAAGUACAUUUGUCUCCUUUUAUUAAACCAAACUCCAUGAGGCAUGCAUGUUUUGAUUUUGCCCUUUUUGGCCUUCCCUUUUUAAACUGUCAUUGUCAGACCUUUCUCAGGUUGAUUAAGUUUAUUUUUACUUAAUUUGACGAUGUGUGAAUUAGCAGUGUCUGUACAUUUUAACUGUGUCUGAAAUAAAUGAGUGAACACUUCA
Messenger RNA from Boleophthalmus pectinirostris (great blue-spotted mudskipper), 1128 nucleotides. RefSeq names its product histone H3.3A. The transcript is spliced from 4 exons. Gene Ontology annotation, cellular component: nucleosome. The record is from RefSeq and is a predicted model, not a curated record. Gene Ontology annotation, molecular function: DNA binding; protein heterodimerization activity; structural constituent of chromatin. NCBI's taxonomy places the organism in Eukaryota, Metazoa, Chordata, Actinopteri, Gobiiformes, Gobiidae. The coding region runs from base 154 to 564 and encodes 136 amino acids.